Drosophila navojoa is the source of this 2211-nucleotide messenger RNA. RefSeq lists its product as uncharacterized. The record is from RefSeq and is a predicted model, not a curated record. Gene Ontology annotation, biological process: cytoskeleton organization. Gene Ontology annotation, molecular function: protein binding. Lineage: Eukaryota; Metazoa; Arthropoda; Insecta; Diptera; Drosophilidae.
CUGGCAGCACACGGUGCGGGCCUAUCUCUGUAGAGUGUAGAGUGUAGCGGCCCCAGGUUAAAGCGCUUGUGACUGACUGCUUGAUGAUAGCGAUUGCAUUGCACUACGCCUACGCUACGCCACGCUGUUGAGUCCAAUAACAACAGUUAUCGCAGUAACCUGUUGUGCGCGUUUGUAGUUCACCUUUCGUUGUCAAACAAACAGAACAGCAAGCAGCAAAACACACAAAAACAAAAACACCGCGAAUCGGAUUAAAUACCAACACACGUACAGGCAGUGCACAAACAAUAAUAUACAUAUAUACUCGUAUAACAUAAUAGACGACUAGAAAAAGUUUACACAUUCAAAUAGAGACCGGGACACACCUGUUUGCUGCAUCCAUUGUGCCGAAAUAAUAGUUACACAUAUAUCUUGUUUCUUAUUCAGUGAGCAAAUAUUGAAUUGAAUCGUUAAAAUGUCGCGCUUAACUGAGGAAAUGGUGAUUGCCCGUGCCAAGCAAUCGGACCUGGGUCUUAUUAAAAAACUCAAUUGCUGGGGCAGUGAUCUCACCGAUGUCAAUAUAAUCAAGCGAAUGCACGGUGUUGAAGUUUUGGCGCUUAGCGUCAACAAAAUAUCCACCUUGGCACCCUUCGAAGACUGCACAAAACUACAGGAGCUGUAUUUACGUAAAAAUAAUAUACAAAAUAUCAAUGAAAUUGGUUAUCUACAAAACUUACCAGCGCUCAAAUAUCUCUGGCUAGAGGAGAAUCCAUGCUGCGAGAGGGCUGGGCCCAAUUAUCGCUCGAUUGUGUUACGCGCCUUGCCCAACCUGAAGAAACUGGAUAAUGUGGAGGUGACUCCGGAGGAGGUCGAAGCAGCCAUACGCAAUAGCGGUCCUCAGCAGGCCGAUGAUGACGUCUAUGAGGAUGCGUAUGAGCCAAAACAGCAGCAGCAUCCACAACAGCAGCAGCAACUGCAGCGCUCCUCUCCUCAGCAGAUACAGCAACAGCAACAGCAACAACAACAACAGCAACAGCAGCAUCAACAGGGGUAUCCACAGCAAUCGCCGCAGCAGCAGCCACCGCAACUAUCGCACAGGGGCAGUGCGAGUCCCUUAAAAGAGGAACCCGCACACCCGCCAUCGCCCAAAUAUAACACCAUUACUAAAGAGCAACGCACUUCCUUUCAUCAAUAUGAUCAUUCGCCGGGUUCUGACCAGGAGAGUCCGCAUGUUGGCUACAGAGAGACGCGCCCAGCGCCCCUGCCACCCAGCAUGUCGACGCACUCGAUGAAGGAAUACUAUCAGUCGGAUAGGCCCAGCUAUCCAGCGCACUAUCGGCACAGUCAAACGGAUUUGACUGAAUGGGAGGAGCAUCAACAGGCACCCCAAGUGCAUCACAAUCCCUAUGGUAGCCAAGUGCAGCUGCACUAUCCCCAGCGACGCAGCGCCGGUCCCGAAACGUCGGGAGAGCGGUACGCUUACAGGAAUGGAAGUGCGCGAGAGAAUGGAGGCGAAUGGGACGUCGAUGAUCGGUCGAGACCUAGGCGACCCGAGGGUCGUUACAGUGAUGCGGUUAGUACUGUUUCUGCCUCCGUACUGAAUCAUUUUGGGGGCUGUCAUCGACGUCCCGUGAAUCGAAAUUCGAAUCUAUUAUCCGCUACUUUGUGCCUGGUCAAAGAGCUGGAUUACGGCAGUCUGGAAGUUUUGGAGCACGCCGUGCGCUGUCGUAUUGACGAACUGGCAGGGGAAUGAUGAAAACGUGUGUCUAAUCGCAUGUCGAUUAGCUAAUAUACUUAAGGGUCCGCAAGAUCCGCAAAGGGAACCACGUCAGAGGGACAGUUGGUAAAUUUGAUUUUAAAGACCAGAAAAAAAGACACUCAGUAACACGACUCGAAAUUUUUUAACUUAUCAAUUUAAUGAAUUACAACAAAUAUUUAAACAAUACUUGCCAAUUGUAACUGUAAUAAUUGUUAACUUUUAUAAGCAUCGAUAAGCUGCAACUUUUCUAAAUGAAAUAUAUGACAUACGGGAGAUAUGUAACGUACGUAGAAUAUGCAUAUGAUAAUUAAUACGAAUUGUAUAAACUAACCCAAGAAUUUAUACGCUCUCAACGUUCUAUAUGUACAACUAAUUUGAUCGUUAUUCUAGUGCAAUUAAGUUCUUAACUUGUUUUUGUUUUAUUUUACACUUGACAUUGCAGUUGUGUUAAUGAAUUAGCAAAGUAAGAAAAC